GUUCAAGGUGGCGGUCAGUUCCAAGCACACAGUGUCUUUCUCUGUCCAGCGGUGGUGCUUUGUGCAGGGAUAAAGCAGAUUGGUCUUAAGGGGCUCCGGGCUCUGUGGGGGCCUGCCACUCACACACAGCUCCGAAAUAACUCGAGUAGCGGACUUCCAGCUAUGCGUAGUAUAGAUGUCCUGCCACCGCCAUAUAGCACGCUGGGUUAAUAAUAGGAGCGCGGUUGUCAAGCUAUUUCAGAAGGGGGGAGUGUCGGCCUAUUCUCAUUGGGUCUGUUUUAUCCGCGAGUUUCUCAUGAAGUGCGAGUGGGAGGAGAAUUUCCAGCAACGGAGGAUAUCAAAAAUAAACCCCCUCAUGUCCAGGGAAGAGCAGAAAGUAUAAAUACCCCCGAUGUGUCCACACUGCAGCGGUGCUGGUGAGUGGUACAACAAGACUUAGCUUGGUUAGGGUAUUAGAAACGAGAACUUAGACAGACUGAAAUUAAAUAGCAGACAUACUUUGACCAAGACUGACUUUACAGCACUGGAAAAAUAACUUUGAAAAGAUUGCUGAUUUUCACAAGAUAUUUCUCCGAUUGCAGAAGACGCGCCACUUGCCAGAGAAUAAGGGACAUAAAUUGUAAUAAAUCCUUUUUUUAAUCAAUCCCGAGUGCAAUUUCCAUUGCAGAAGAUGUGUUCCACUGUGUGUUUGAUCUUUUUAUCCCUGUGCGUAAUCAACACAGUACUUUCUACUCCGUUUGAAUCAGAGGAUAUUGUACCUGUUCGGAUAAACGGAAGAAUCAGCGGUCGCUUUUGGAAAAGAAGCGAGGAACAGCCGAGGUUUGUCCUCAGUGCAUUUGGCAAGGACUUGACUCUAAAUCUUAUACCUGAUACCAGCUUUAUCGCGCCUUCCUUCACCAUACAACGCAUCAAAGCAAGAGAUUUUGGCGUUUUACGCAGCGCUUCAGGUGCGCAACCUUUCCGGGACGCGGAUCGCCAGAAAUUAAUCAACCAGACAGAGGAGAGUGAAGGACAGCUGAGAAGCUGCUUUUACUCGGGGAACGUAGAUUACGAUCAGAACUCGGUUGUGGCUGUCAGUUUGUGCUCUGGCAUCUUUGGCUCCUUCAUAACGGAGGGGAAAGAAUAUUUAAUUGAGCCCAAACUUCGCGGCGGCCUGGGGCCUGACUCUGCCGAACAGCUGCAUGUCAUCAAGAGGAGGACAUUCACCAAAAGCCACGGUGUUCCCCUCCUGUUUGAUCACGCGGCGGAGGAAAGCCGAGCAGAGAAGCACAAUGGGGAAAGUUUUACGCACAGCGACAGUGACGCACAGAGGGAACUUCGCCGGCGACGCUUUGUUUCCGCGCCACGGUUCAUAGAGACCCUGGUGGUAGCAGACUCAACCAUGACCCACUUCUAUGGAGAUGAAAUAAAGCACUAUAUUUUGACCCUGAUGUCGAUGGCCGCCCAGCUCUACAAACACCCCACCAUAAAGAACUCAGUGAACAUGGUGGUGGUAAAGAUGUUGGUGGUGGAGGACGAGGAAGUCGGCCCUGAGGUCUCCAGCAACGGAGGCGUGGCUCUUAGGAACUUCUGUUCAUGGCAGCAGCUUUUCAACCCACCGAGCCAGAGACAUCCAGAGCACUAUGACACUGCUAUGCUCUUCACCAGAGAGGACAUCUGUGGACAAAAGAGCUGCGACACUUUGGGUGUGGCCGAUGUCGGGACGAUGUGCGAUCCCAAAAGAAGCUGCUCUGUUAUUGAGGACAACGGCCUGCAAGCUGCCUUCACAGCUGCACACGAGCUUGGCCAUGUGUUGAGUAUGCCUCAUGAUGACUCCAAGACCUGUGAGAGGCUGUUUGGGGAUCUGGGAAGACACUACCUGAUGGCUCCUCUGUUUGUCAGCCUCAACAAGACUGCACCUUGGUCUCCCUGCAGCGCGCUCUACAUCACAGAGUUCUUUGACAAUGGACAUGGGGACUGCCUGCUGGAUGUCCCAGAGAGUACCAUGCCGUUACCAAGAGAGCUGCCAGGCACCAAGUACAGCCUGGACCAACAGUGCCAGCAGAUUUUUGGAGAGGAGUUUAUCCACUGCCCCAACACUUCAGACAGUGAUAUCUGCAGCCAGCUGUGGUGUCAAGAAGACGGGACGUCACAGUGUUCCACCAAGAACGGCAGCCUGCCUUGGGCUGACGGCACCUCCUGUAGCCUCAACGGGACCUGCCUCCACGGAGUGUGCAUGUCGACCCAGGAGGUGAUGCAGCCACUGGUGGUUGUGGACGGCGGCUGGAGCUCAUGGGGACCAUGGCAGCAGUGCUCCAGGACGUGUGGAGGUGGGGUGGAGUUCUCCUACAGGGAGUGUACAGAUCCUGUGCCUCAGAACGGAGGGAAGUACUGUGAGGGACAGAGGGUUCAGUACCAGUCUUGCAACACACAGCAGUGUGACAGCAACGACGGAAAGAGUUUCAGAGAGGAGCAGUGUGAGAAGUACAACAGCCCCAACUACCUGGACUACAACGGAAACAUGAAACAUUGGAUCCCAAAGUACGCCGGAGUGUCUCCCAGAGACAGAUGUAAACUGUUCUGCAGGGCCAGAGGCAGCAGUGAAUUUAAGGUGUUUGAAUCCAAGGUAAUAGAUGGGACGACCUGUGGUCCUGAUACCACAUCAGUGUGCGUCCAGGGCCAGUGUGUGAAGGCAGGCUGCGACCAGGUGAUUGGAUCCAACAAGAGAGUGGAUAAGUGUGGAGUGUGUGGAGGAAGUGGGCUCACCUGUAGAAAGAUCACAGGCUCCUACAACAAGGCAACCUAUGGAUACAGUGACAUUGUCACAAUUCCUGUUGGCGCAACUAACAUUGACAUCAAACAGCGGAGCCACAGAGGAAUCAAACAUGAUGGGAACUAUCUGGCUAUAAAGAGAGAGAGCGGCGGUUACAUCCUCAAUGGUAACUUUUCUGUAUCCACGGUGGAGCAGGACAUUCCUGUGCUGGGCGCUGUGCUCAAGUACAGCGGCUCCUCCACCACUCUAGAGAGGAUCCAGAGCUUCAUGCAGCUGAAAGAGGCCAUCACCAUCCAACUUCUGGCCACUGCGGGGGAUGCCAACCCUCCCAAGGUUAAAUAUACCUUUUUCAUCCCUAGAGAUGUGACUUUCAAUAAAUCCAAGGAGAAGAAGGGCACCUCACCAUCUUUGCAUAUGAUCCAUCCGUUUGGCGUGCCUGACUGGGUGCUGGGGGAGUGGUCUGAGUGCUCCAAGAGUUGUGGCUCCGGAUGGUCCAGGAGGAAUGUCGAAUGCCAAGACAACGCGGGCUUCCUCUCCAGCCAGUGUGACAAGGACCUGAAGCCCGUAGACAUCAGGCCUUGCGGGGAUCUGCCCUGCCCAAUAUGGCAAAUGGGACCUUGGUCCGCCUGCUCACGAACUUGUGGCCAGGGGGAGCGCCGCCGCAGCAUCUUCUGCAUAGACUAUACUGGGAAGACUGUUGAGCCAGAGAAGUGUGAUCCGAACAAAAUCCCAGAGCCAGUCUCUGGAGAGUGUCUCAACCAAGAGUGCUUAUGAAAAACAGUACAGUACAGUAAACUUUGAACGAUUCCCUUUUCGGUCUGACUGCACUUACCAACUGGUCACAUCACGUCAUGUCAAGGGCAUUAUGCCUGAAUAUUGUUUUGUCGUCUUUUGUUGACUAUUGACAACCACUAUUGAAAUUUGAAACAAUGGAAAUCUACCUCAGGAUGUACAUGUGAUGCUAUGUAUAGAUGCUAGAUGAAGGUGCUGAGUUUGUGUUUUCUCCAGAAAGAGAAGUUUUCAAGCCCCACUCUAAAUAGAGACUAAUGUUUUCAGAUGAAGUCUGGUAUAAUAUCCAUUAUGUCUUUCUGUGUCAGCUGUCAUUUAAAGUGGGGCUUGAACAAUAGCAUGAAACCUGCUGUCAAACACCAGCACAGUGUAAAUAUACCUCCAAUUGUCCUCCACAGAACUCAAUCCCCUAUAAAGCUUUGAUCGAGCCUUUUACCUAAUUUAUUGAGGUAGGUACAUAAGAUUAAUGCAUUGGGGUUUUAAGCCUCUGGGAAGUGCGCUCCUGUUUGAUUGCUUCUCUUUUCUACACACAUACAAUUACCAGAAUGUGAUUUGUGUUAAAUAAUUGUAAAUGUCAUAUUUUUAUCCUGACAAUUGUCAUUGUUUAACUGGGCAAACCCUUCACUGACGCCAAAUCUGACAAUAUCUUGGACUUAAAAAUGUGCCAGUUUUAGAAUACAACAGAGCAAACUAGAUGCAUAGACUUUAUAGAAAUUGAUAUAAUUUGAGUUUACACAUUGUGUAAAAUGUUAAGGUUAGUAAUAACUGGUCUGGAUCCUGAUCUGAAUAACCCUUGACAGAGAAUUUCCCUCUGCCCUGUAGUUUAAUUUCACUUUUUCCCAGGUGCAUUAUAAUGCAGUUGAGAGGAACAGUGGUACAAACAAUCUGCAAUGCAACAAAUGUUAUUACUAAGUUAAGUGAUAAGCAUACUAUCUAUCAUAUAUAUGAAAAAUAACAUUAAUUUUAUUCAUUUUCAGACUUUUAUUUGUUGCAUCAUAUGCAAACACUCACAGUUGUUUUCAGACUCUUGUAUGUAUAUUUGAUUCUUCAUUCUUGUUGUUAAUUUACAUGUCAUAAAACAAAAGAGAUGGAGCAUUAGGCCUAUAUCCCUUCAGUGAAGGACUAUACUAUUUUAUUAUUACAGCUUCCUUUUUAAGCUAUUUAUUUUUGUAAAGUUUUUACCUUGGACAUGUAAUUAACAUGGCAGAUGCUGCUGUCUUUGAGAUUUUUGUCUAUAAAAAUGGUCAAAUAAACACAUUUAUGUCAAUACA
This is a messenger RNA of Thunnus maccoyii (southern bluefin tuna), 4812 nucleotides long. RefSeq names its product A disintegrin and metalloproteinase with thrombospondin motifs 8. The record is from RefSeq and is a predicted model, not a curated record. The transcript has 9 exons. Lineage: Eukaryota; Metazoa; Chordata; Actinopteri; Scombriformes; Scombridae. Gene Ontology annotation, biological process: proteolysis; extracellular matrix organization. Gene Ontology annotation, molecular function: metalloendopeptidase activity; zinc ion binding. Bases 671 to 3526 code for a protein of 951 amino acids.